UCACGUUUGCCUAAAGUAGAGGGAACAGAAUAAAAACCACAGAGAAACGUGUCGCUCUUGUUCUGGCUAAUUUGUAAAACAAGUGUAGCUGUCAGAACAGACACACUUCAGCUCAUGUCACUCCUUCAUUUGCUGCAGAUGUGUCCACGCUAGAUUCCGCUGCCGCCACAGCACGUGGACAUUCACGGCACCAACCGGUGCCAAUCUUCCUUUUUCUUUUUUUUUGAAAAAAAAGAAGAAGACGUAAAUCACCUCGGCGUUAACAUAAAACCCGGAAGAUGAACCAUCUGCCCGUUAACAACGCCAAGUACAAAGACGUUGACUACUGGGAUGACAGAUACAAGACAGAGCAGUGUUAUGACUGGUUGGGUAGCUUCUCCAAAUUCCAGCACCUUCUGGAGAAACAUGUCAAGAAGGAAGAUGCCAUUCUGAUACUUGGUUGUGGAAACAGCAGUAUGAGUGGUGACAUGUACAUGGCUGGUUACCAAUCCAUCACCAACAUAGACUACUCCUCAGUGUGCAUAAGCACAAUGGCCGCCAGGCACAGCGACUGCCCGGGUAUGACCUGGCACCAGAUGGACGUGCGUCAACUCUGCUUCCCCAGUGCCUCCUUUGAUGUUGUCCUCGAGAAGGCCACACUGGAUGUCCUCAUGGUGGAAGAGAAGUCUCCCUGGGAAGUGUCCCCUCAGACCGCCUGCUUCAUUCACCAAGCACUCACUGAGAUCAGCCGCUGCCUGAAGCCCAGAGGACGGUUCAUUUCUGUUACCUUCGCUCAGCCCCACUUCAGGAAACGUCUCUACGCUCGCACAGAGUACAACUGGUCAAUCAAACAGUACAGCUAUGGGGAAGGAUUUGGGUAUUUUGUCUAUGUGAUGACCAAAGGAGAGCAGCUCAGUGCAGAGGAUGCAGCUCUAGAGAAGAAACCUGAGGAUGCCAACUCUCCACCAAACAGCAACGCCACGACACAAAAGGAGGAUGAGGAAGACUUCCUGUCGAAUAUUGACUUAUAAGGUGACAAAAUGUAGGAACGUUUUUUAAUGCAUUAGACCAAAAUCUGCAUGUAUAUAUAUUACAUAUAUAUAUAUAUAUGUAUAUGUACAUAUACAUGCAGUACUAGUAUUACAAAAAGCUUCACUCGUCACAAGAGAAACUAAACAAAAUGUCUUCCUUGUUCCGAAAACAAAACCCAAAGCAAAGAUCUAUUAACCACCUUAGAAAUUGAAUUAUUUAGCAGCAAGUGAACCAGAUCCAAACUGCUCUACCAUGGUUUAGAUCAGGGGUGUCAAACAUACGGCCCGGGGGCCAGAACCGGCCCG
This is a messenger RNA of Solea senegalensis (Senegalese sole), 1316 nucleotides long. RefSeq names its product endothelin converting enzyme 2a (gene ece2a). Lineage: Eukaryota; Metazoa; Chordata; Actinopteri; Pleuronectiformes; Soleidae. Gene Ontology annotation, molecular function: S-adenosylmethionine-dependent methyltransferase activity. The transcript is spliced from 4 exons. The record is from RefSeq and is a predicted model, not a curated record. The coding region runs from base 279 to 1010 and encodes 243 amino acids.